GUGCCUCCAAAACUCUAUAAUAUACAUCAUCUGAUCAGUACUGUACUAUUAUCUAUCUAUCUUUAUGUAAUCAAAUAUUUAAUUCUUUGAAUGUGGAUGGAUUGUCUUUUGAUAAUCAUAUAUGGAAUCUGUUUAGCUAUCCAAAAAAGAAUAUAUACAAUACAAACAAACAACCUAUUUCAGACAAAUAUUCUCUUUCCCUUACAAUAUACAUAAAGAUUGAGCGGUGGUGGUGAUUAUUCAACAACAACCAGCCAUGGACACUCUCCAGACACUUUCUUUUGGUGCUUUCUCUCUCUUUUUCUUCCUCUUCCUCUUCCUAUUCCGUUUUCGUACAAGAAUUACUCACAAACUUCCUCAUGUACCAGCGGUUCCAGGUUUACCAUUGAUUGGAAAUCUUCUUCAACUUAAAGAGAAGAAACCUCACAAAACAUUCACAAAGAUGGCUCACAAAUAUGGACCUAUUUUUUCCAUCAAAGCUGGUGCUUCUACCAUCAUUGUUCUCAACACUGCUCAACUUGCCAAACAGGCAAUGGUGACAAGAUUUCCAUCAAUUUCAACAAGAAAGCUAUCAACUGCACUCACGAUUCUGACUUCUAAUAAAUGUAUGGUUGCUACAAGCGACUACAAUGAUUUUCACAAAAUGGUCAAAAAACAUAUUCUUGCAAAUGUUCUUGGAGCCAAUGCACAGAAGCGACACCGUUUCCACAGAGAAGUCAUGAUGGAAAACAUGUUCAGGCAGUUUAGUGAACAUGCCAAGUCCCGCCCUGAUUCAGCUGUUGAUUUUAGGAAAAUAUUUGUGUCUGAACUAUUUGCACUAGCACUAAAGCAAGCUCUGGGAAGUGAUGUUGAAUCCAUUUACGUGGAGGAGUUGGCGAGUACAUUAUCAAGAGAAGACUUAUAUAACAUUCUAGUGGUUGAAUUUAUGGAGGGUGCAAUUGAGGUGGAUUGGCGAGAUUUCUUUCCAUACCUGAAAUGGAUUCCAAAUAAGAGUUUGGAAAUGAAAAUUCAGAAAGUGGAUCUCGGAAGAAAAUAUAUCAUGAAGGCAUUGAUUAAUGAGCAGAAGAAGCGGUUAGCUUCAGGGAAGGAAGUAAACUGUUUUUACGACUACCUGAUAUCAGAAGCUAAAGAAGUGUCUGAAGAACAAAUGACCAUGCUGCUCUGGGAGCCAAUUAUUGAGACAUCUGAUACUACCUUAGUUACAACAGAAUGGGCUAUGUAUGAACUUGCCAAAGACAAAAAUCGUCAGGACCGUCUGUAUGAGGAGAUCCUAAAUGUAUGUGGACAUGAAAAGGUUACAGACGACCAAUUAUCUAAGCUACCUUACUUGGGGGCUGUAUUCCAUGAAACAUUGAGGAAGCAUAGUCCAGUUCCGAUUGUCCCAUUAAGAUAUGUUCAUGAGGAUACCGAAUUGGGAGGAUAUCAUAUUCCUGCCGGAAGCGAGAUUGCAAUAAAUAUAUACGGAUGUAACAUGGAUAGCGACAAGUGGGAAAAUCCUCAAGAAUGGAUUCCAGAGAGAUUUCUUGAUGAGAAAUAUGACUCCUCAGAUUUGUACAAGACUAUGGCCUUUGGAGGAGGGAAGAGGAUAUGUGCAGGCUCUCUUCAGGCAAUGCUGAUAGCUUGCACGGCUAUUGGCAGAUUCGUACAGGAAUUUGAGUGGGAGCUGGGACAAGGGGAGGAAGAGAAUGUGGAUACUAUGGGCCUUACCACCCACAGGCUUCAUCCCCUGCUUGUAAAACUCAAGCCAAGAAACCAUGUUGAGUAGAGUAUUAGUGGUAACUUAGCUGGUGAAUUUAGUGGUUGUGGCAUUGCUACAUAUUUACUAAGUGCACCUUAUAUUAUAUCAAAUCUAAGACAUAAGCAACUUUGAAAAAUAAAGUUUGGUAUAAUUUUAUUAA
Messenger RNA from Medicago truncatula (barrel medic), 1898 nucleotides. RefSeq names its product ent-kaurene oxidase. Gene Ontology annotation, biological process: gibberellin biosynthetic process. Bases 257 to 1765 code for a protein of 502 amino acids. Lineage: Eukaryota; Viridiplantae; Streptophyta; Magnoliopsida; Fabales; Fabaceae. Gene Ontology annotation, molecular function: heme binding; oxidoreductase activity, acting on paired donors, with incorporation or reduction of molecular oxygen, NAD(P)H as one donor, and incorporation of one atom of oxygen; ent-kaurene oxidase activity. The record is from RefSeq and is a predicted model, not a curated record. Gene Ontology annotation, cellular component: chloroplast outer membrane; endoplasmic reticulum. The transcript is spliced from 8 exons.